UCCGCCUCGUACAGAGAUAGGAGAAAUUCCUACGAUUUGUGUCUCUUUAGUUUUUGCAGAUUCGAAAGGGAUUAAUAUGUGAAUAUGUGUGUAAACUGAAAGUAUGGCUUUCAAGUGCAGGGAGGAAAUAGUUGGAAAGAGAUUUUUAUCCGUUAAAAGUCAAGCAAAGUUAAAACUUGCCAAGAUUAGCGAGUGGGAAUGGCGGUCAGGCGUUGUGCGAGCAGUGUCCUCGAGAGACAGCAGUCGUUCUGAUUUGUCGGCCCUGAUAGAAUUUGACGACUCUGACUGGCAACAAAGGGAAUGGAUCCGGAUUCACUCCGUAUUCCAAGUGUUCCUGGUGGAACAGACCGUGGUCUGGAGUGAGAGACUGGAUCCGGAGAACAAGUCCACCUCCCUGGAGUGGCCCGCUCUCAAUUUCCGUUCCAUAGUUGACAAGGUUGGGCUGAACAGCAACAAGAGGCGCCCGAUUGAGUUCUUUGACGACCACCUCCUGGCGUUUGUGGAAGACAAGAAUCUGGGCUGCUAUCAGGAGACAGAAGUACUGAGUAACCCACUGUUUGAAGCAUAUCCCAGCCUUGGUCAAGCGGUCAAGACUUGGUUGGACUAUCAGGACGGUCAGAAGAUACUGCUGACCACUCCGACAGUACUAGUGGGGUAUCGCCUGGAGGUGUACCGGGCUGAGGGCACCACCCAGUGGUACACAGCGGUCAUCCAGUCCUACAACCACACCACUAAGACUCUCUCGCUGACAGAUGACACAGUUCUAGAGGAGCACAAUGAGGACCCCGCCCUGAUUCAGAUGCGUCUGCUGGAUGACGGAGUGGUUGACUCAAUCUUACGUGGAGUAGAGGUUGGAAUUGGACCGCGGAGGACGAGACAGACCAACAAAGAGCAGCAGGCUAUUACAACAAGAAAUCCUACAUCAAAACAACCUUCAUCCAACACCGAGAAGAAUUCCUCUGUGCGGAAUAACAAAGUGAAACAGAAGGAAUUAUCUUCUAAAUCGACGGAGCAGGAACCAGAGAGAGAAAAACCGAAAGCAGGGAAGUCUGUGUCUGCAAAAGACAGAAAACGGAAACCUGCUGAUUUCUCGGAGAAUUCAAAUGACUCGACAGAAACAAGUUCGUCUAAGAGUUGUCGUUCAGUGGAGAAGCGAGUGAAAUCAGACAGUAAAUCAGACAAACCCGAUCAAAGCAAGGCAGCAACAGAUCCAUCCAAAUCAAAAUCAGAAAACAAAUCGGUGAAAAAAGACUCUUCUAGUGACAGCAAGAUCCCCAAGGAUAAAACUACACCCAAGCGAUCCUGUAAAAAUUCAAAUCCGGAAACCCAAUCUAAACAAUGCACAAAGUCACGUCCAAGUCGACUUAAAAAGGACUCCCCUUCCUGUGAUUCAUCAUCGUCCCAUCAUGAGGGUGUCCCGGGCUCUCCCGAUAUCUCGGAGGACUCCGGUAGUGUAGCAAGUUCCGUCUGUGAUAAUCAGUCUGCGGGGGAAUGCCCUAACACUCAGGAGACCACAUCUGAGGAAGCCAUUAUAGAAGAUAAUAUGCACUUUAUGAAACAGAGGUUGUUAGCUAGCAAUUCCUCUUCCGAAAAAUCGCCGGCUCCUAUUAAUGCCAACAUUGAUGUCAAUCGCUCGGUGACAGAUCAAAUCGCUAAACUUUCACGCACCGAAAGUGCUGGUUCCAUCCAAGAGGAGGGGAAAUCCAAUUCACCCAAUAAAUCUGUCUCGCCAAAAGGUAGCUAUCUCACAUCCGAUGUGUUUACACAUGAACAAGGCAAGGAGCUUCGAAAUAAUAAUAAUAUCAGUGAUAAUAUUUCUGGAUGUAACUCCCUGUCCAACAGUUUAAAUCAUGAAGACCUGCGAUCUAGUUCGCGAGCAAGUGAACACUCUAACUCAGGAUUAAGUGAGGACAGAAGACCAGCAUCUCGACUCGAUGAUCUCAAAUCAUCUCAGAAAAACAGUCCAUCGUCUAGUCCAUUGAUAAUUGACAGAAGUGAACCCGUAAAUCCCUAUAGGGACCCAGAACUCAUGAGAAAAAAUCCUGUUCACAGUAACGUUCAUGGGAUGUUAGGGAGCCACAAGAAACCAUCCUAUGCCAAUGUUCAUACUCCCAUCCCUUCAGCUGCCACUCCCACCCCCUCCAUUCCUUCUACCACCUCCUACCCCUCCCAUCCCAUCCCCAAUCAUGUGAUCCCUUCCCUCCAAUACCCUCCCCAUCACCUGACCGCUGCCUUGGGGGCAGCUUCUCUGGGUCUUCACCCCUCCCUGGCUCAGAUGGACCCUAACCAACUAGCGGCCCUUCAGCACCAACAGCUGGCCUCCAUGCAGUACCAGCUCCUGCUCAACAGAGGGGGUUACCCUGCCAACCUGACCAUGCCCCAGUUAGAGCACCUCUGGCAGAAGACCUACCCCUCGAUCCCCAUUCCCCCUCAGUACCUGCUGCCCAAGAACAGGGAGGACUUGUUGGGACACUUGUUCUCCAAGGAACGGGAGAUUAUUGAGAGAGAACGCAUGGAGAGGGAGAGGAUGGACCGGAUGGAGAAAGAGCGCAUGGAACGGGACAGGCAGCUAGAGAGGGAGAGGCAGGAACGCAUAGAGAGGGAACGUGUUGAAAGAGACAAAAUGGAGCGGGAGAGGGAACAGGCGAUAAGAGAACGAGCAGAAAAGGAAAGAAUGGAGAAGGAGAGACAGGAGCGAGAGAGGAAGGAGAGAGAAGAAUGGAAGAGGAUGGAACAUGAGCGCGAGCAGAAGAAGGAGCGAGAGAGGAUCCUGAAGGAGUCGGCCGACACCCUGGCCGCCGUCGAUGACCACUUCGCCCGCUCGCUCCGCAAAGAGGGUGUCCGGGGCGGAGGUUGGGCGGUUCCUUCUGUUGCAAUAAGGACAGCUAAGUCUGGACCCCCCACUAAACCCGAGGAAAGUAGUAAACCCAGCAUUGAUGACAAACAGGAAAGAGAACAGAUGAUGAAAAGGCAGCAGGAAAUCUAUCCAGAGAUGGAGAAGUUCUACAAGCAGACGUAUGAACACCAGAAAGCAUACGAACAGCUCCAAAAGUCGGAGAUGAAGAUGGAGAAGCUCCCAAAGAGUGAGGCAUAUAAGGCUGGUCCCCCCAACAGCUCCGUGCCGUCCGGCUCAGUGAAACAGGAGAAGCCCAACUUUAACCUGUACGGUUACCAGCCGUUCAGACUGGCCUACAUCUCCCCUGACCAGCUCCAUCUCCACGGGCUGGACAAGAAGGAGGAAAAACUUAACAUAGACUCUUCAAAACAAAGUCUAGCCCACGCAGCAAACAUGGCUAGUCAGAUGUCGUCUGCUCCCCCACCCCUCAUCAAGGACAGUCAUAGUUCAGUGAUCGUCAAUCACCGUAACAAAGACGUCUCCACUAGUCCGCGACCAGCACACUCUCACCACAGCCAUCACAUGUCUUCUCAGUCUCCACGGCAACCCAAGCCGGCCCACACACCCAGUCGUCACCACGGCAGUCCCCAUCAGGACCAGUCCAUCGACCUAUCAUCCUCCUCCUCCUCCUCGGGGCUGCAGGUCUCGGCGUUAUCAGCAUUUAGAUCCACGGAAUCAAAACAUAUUGGACACAGAACUCAGAGCCCGCUCCGUGUGGCCAGUCCGCAUCAGUUGAACACGGCGGUGAUGCAUCAACCAGUGAACUAUCAUAAAGGUGAGAGUAAGCCUCGCUCCAGCCCCCAUUCUAAGUCCCCCGUGUCAUCGGCAGGCAGUAACGUUCCAUACAUGUCUGCAGCCAUCGCUCAACCUCCCGUGUCCUUACCCCCAGGAUCGGUUGAUUACAGCUGUAGCCUCAUUCAACAAGGUCUCGUACCCAACCCCAUCUACUCUCAGAACAGUGUCAACCCAGCAGCAGAACAUCACCAUGGCAACAGUCACGGUCUGUUGACCACCACUCAGAGCAUGGCUCCUACCUCGUCCCACAACACCCAGUCUAUCACAGGGCAACAGGGAGUCAAACGCAAGCCCGGCAAAGAAAGCAGCAACCGCAAGCGCCAGAAAGGGGAUGCGGGGGGCAGUAAUUCUAGUGUGGGGGGUGGUGUGCCUGUCACUACCCCCCAGAUAAUGACAAACCCCUCCCCUUACACCACCACAAACAGUCAAACAUCUGUCACCUCAUCAGCCUCAUCUGCAGUCUCCAUGCUGCUCUCAUCUGCCUCGACCUCUAUUCCCACCUCUGGCACCUCGGGAUUUAUGGAUAGUUUUAAGUCCUUCGUAGAGAAUGCUGUGCAGAAUGCAUUUUAUCAAGACGCUGACUUAACGGAUCACAAAAAGACUCUUGCUCCCCCACCACCCAAACAGCAGAAGUCAAACCCCACCUCCCAGCCAACUGGUGAGGAGUCCAAUAGUCUUAUGAGGUCCAACAGCAAUUCUAAUCUUAUUGACACAAUUACCCGUGUGGCGAAUGGUCAGAUAAAUGACACGGACAGUGAUACCCUCAGUGCUCCCAGCCCCCCACCCCAUGUCUCUCACCCCCACUCUCAAGGCAAAGCAGCUAAUCACCCAAAACUCAAGAAAGCGUGGCUCCAACGUCAUUCUGACGAGGACAAAUCAGAGGUGAAGGUCGAGCCAGGGUCGCCGUCCACUGAGGCAGACCUGUCCCCCAAGGCCGAGGACAAGCUCAAAAACUGUUACGUCAACCUGACCAACAUCUCACCCAAGAAGGAGCCGGGGACCAAGUCUCCGGUCAGUGCGUACAAGCUCCCUAACGGCAAUCUCAGCGGGAAGGACAAGGACGACGAGUCGACCACCUCGGCCUCCGAGACCGAGUCACAGCAGGUGAGUGAUUCAUCUCAGAAGAGGAAAGUUCAGACUAAGAAGGCUCAGCCCAGUAACAAGAAAUCCAAAGCUGACAGUGAUGACAACAGUCCCCCACCCCCAAACCCUCCCAAAAAGAAACCUGUUAAAAAGAAGGAGGGGGCUAAAGAGGGCACAAAGAGUGUCAAGGGCAAAGAAAACGCAGAGGAAGAGAAACCAGUCAAGAAAGAGAAUACAAAUACGACAUCAGGGAAAAAGGAAAAACCUAAAGAAGCUCCGAAGGCCAGGCCGGCAAGUCCUGAACCCAUGGAGGUGGACAAUCCAGAGGUGAAGAAAGAGAAAACAGAAAAGUCUGCUGAAAGUAUGGCCUCAGCAAAGACAAAGAAAGUGAAGAAACCCAAGGAGGCACCCCCCAAGCCCGAGUCUUCCACAUCCCCGGGGUCUCCUCCAGCAACCCCCACCCCCACAGUACCAACCACUCACACACAACCGGCAGGGAGCUCCUCCUACAACAAGCCACCCGUGUCACUGCUGAAGAAGACGGGAGAGUCGUUCCUCCAGGACGAUUCGUGCAGCGAGGUCACCCCCAAACUGAUGAAGUGUCGGGAGUGUAAGAUGACUCCAACUCAGCGCAGCAAGAAGCUCCCCAACAUCUUCUGUCGAUUCUACGCCUUCAGAAGGUUGCGCUACAGUCAGCGGGGUUUCCUGAUGAUUGACGGAUUCUCCGAGCUGUCGGACGCCAUCAAUGACGACAUUGACCCCUGGCUACCCAACAUCCCAGUCAUGGAGCCAAAGAUAGACAUAGACACUGCUAAGUACAUUGUGGCCAGAGUGGGUGAUAAAUUCUGUGAACUGGUUCAACAGGAGAGAGAGUCCAAGAGCCUGGCCGGGGACGAAGCCAAAAUUGCGUGGAAGCGAGCAGUGACCGGGGUGCGCGAGAUGUGUGACGUCUGUGAUACGACGCUGUUCAACAUGCACUGGGUGUGUCACAAGUGUGGCUUUGUGGUGUGUCUGGACUGUUACAAGGUACGCCUCCGGGCCCUCCAGAACGACAGCAGCGGUGAGGGGGAGGGGGAGGAGAACGACCCCUACAACGGGGUACAGCAAGAGGAACAGAGGGACUGGCUGACCUGUAGCGCUAACCGACAGCAGCACGAGCCCGACAAACUGAUGCUGACCCAGAUCAUCCCUGGCGACGCCCUUUGGGAAGUGGGCAAGCUGAUCCACGACAUGAAGAGGAAGUGGAACAUCCCCUGCAAGUGUUCAUGUGCCCAGUCCAACUCCAAGCUGGUGCAGAAGAACGGGCUCAAUCAGCAAUAUGUACAGCAGGCGAUCAACCACUUGUCCAACAACAAAAGCAAAAAACUGAUGAAUGGCAUCGCUGAGGAUCACAAGAUGUUCAAGGGCAAGAAGGACUCGAUCAACGGCAACAUCAAGUACAACCCCAACAGCUCUUCCCCGCUCAACCUGCUGGCAGAUGUUGCCUCUAUGGACUCGGAGACCAGUCGAGAUCGCAGCGAGUCGCCGUUCGGCAAGAACAUUGACAAGUUCGGCAAGUCUUACAACCCCAUCACUGAGCCGGUGUCUCCCUGCGGUGGUGGAAGCAAUGCGGGGGAUGGGGAUAACGAGAAGAAGAACCCUGCCAGCUGCUCCACCCUCAGGGAACUGUUGACCAAGACGGCCGGCAAAGUCAAGUCGGAAAACAACAACAAGAAGUCCAAACCCAAGUCCAGCAGCAGCACGCUGGAUGAUAUCAUCCAGUCCGUGGUGGAGAAACAGUUACCUAGGGACGAGAACAGCCAGCCCAUCCGGCUGAUGCAUUACAUUCCUCGUAUGGGUCACAGCAGCAUGUUGACGCGCGACACUCCGAUUCUGGUUCACAAUCUGACGGAGACCAGCGUGAUGUAUCCUGACGUUCCCCACUCCUGGCUGUGUGACGGCCGUCUGCUCAGACUCCACGAUCCCAAACACAAAGGGAACUUUAGGAUCUUCCAGGAGCAGUGGAAGAGAGGUCAGCCCGUCAUUGUGUCCGGGGUGGACAAACUCCUGAACCGCAAUCUGUGGCACCCCACCUCGUUUGGUAAGACAUUUGGCAAGGAGAAGAACGAUGUGGUUAAUACCAUGUCUGGAGUGGUGAUCAUCGGUCACCCCAUGUCCGUGUUCUGGGAGGGGUUCGAGCGCCUAAGGGACAGGCUUCUAGAUGAUGAUGGAGAACCAAUGCUUCUGAAACUUAAGGACUGGCCCCCAGGGGACGACUUCAGUGAUCUCAUGCCCAACCACUUUGACGAUCUCAUGCAGGCGCUUCCACUACCUGAGUACACUCAUCGCCAUGGCAAACUCAACCUGGCCUCACGAUUACCAGACUUCUUAGUGAGGCCCGAUCUGGGUCCAAAGAUGUACAAUGCAUAUGGGUCUGCCAAGUACCCCAGUGAGGGAACAACCAACCUUCACUUGGACGUCUCUGAUGCUGUCAAUUGUAUGGUGUACGUGGGGAUUCCCUCUGACGGGCCCGGGGGAAAACAGGUACACAUCAACAUGGCCAUCAAGGCAAUCGACGACGCCUGCUGCGACACCAUGACCAAGAAACGCGUGCGGGAGACCAAUGAGGUUCCUGGGGCGCUGUGGCACAUCUACGACGCAAUGGACGCUGACAAAAUCCGAGAUUUCCUCAACAAGGUGGGCAAGGAGCGAGGGGAGGAGAUAGAGCCCCACCAUGACCCGAUUCACGACCAGAGCUGGUACCUGGACGUGGAGCUCCAGAAUCGUCUGUAUAAGGAGUACGGGGUGCUGGGCUACACCAUCGUACAGUGUAUGGGGGACGCCGUAUUCAUCCCCGCGGGGGCGCCCCACCAAGUCAAGAACCUCCACAGCUGUAUCAAGGUCGCCGAGGACUUUGUGUCCCCGGAACACCUGAACCACUGCUUCAGUCUCACCCAGGAGUUCAGGCUGCUGUCUGACACCCACACGAAUCACGAAGACAAACUACAGGUAAAGAAUAUCAUGUACCAUGCUGUAAAGGAUGCAUUGGCUGUGCUCAAUAACGCUGAACCAGAGGAAGACUAGGUUAAUCAGGAACCAGUCAAGUGAGGCGAACUGUGAUGUCACAACGUCAGGAGUUCAGUGGGUGCUUGGACAGCCUCUAGGAGCAUGGAACCCACAACAGGAAUGUUAUAUAUGGACCACAGUGAGAUAUCUUGGAACAACAGACUCUGUAAAUAAAGUUCUCAUGGAGUGAUAGUGCAAGAUUCUCUCUCAACACUGGAAUCAAUACAUUUCAUUCUGUACUAAGUGACACAAAAACUCUUCAGGCCAAAAUUUGAUUUCCAAUGAUAAGGGCCUCAACCAAACAUAUCAUGAACCGGAGAAUGAUUACCCGAGGUAGAACAGCCCGAGGAGUUACAGAAUUACAGGAGUUACAGAAUUACACGUUACCCCGCUCUGUGAUAAUACUACUGCUGCAGCUGUUAACACUGCCAAGGACGAAUCAUGUGCUCAGCACCAAAAGCAGGGGUGCUGCACAGCACAAAAAGCAGAAAAAGUGCUGCGUUAGAGAUACUCAUCAACCAUUGGAUGACAGACAGAGUGCUAUGCUAUUUUAUGCUAUUUAUGGAUUUUCUAUUUUCUGCAGAAUAAUGAAAUAGUUUGUUGUCUUUUAUUUUUUUGUGAAUUUUGACUGAUCCAAGUGGAUCCGAUGUAGAAAUACCUAGCUUGGAGCAGACACAUUUUGAUCUCAUGACUUUUGUUCUGUAUAUCAGGGAGUUGCGUACCGAUCUAAUACGACCUUGUCAGUGACCUUUGGAGGUGAAGGUCACUCUGAAAGACAAUAGACUUCGUAUAGAGUUGGUACAUGGAUUUCGGUUCCUCGUUGCAAAGGAAGGAAUCCACUGACCGCCUUCACUGUGUGCCCGUCUUUGGGGGAAGAUGGAGCAGACAGUGUAGUCGGGAACUUGUGUGUAAUGACUUGUUGACAAUAAACAGAUUAUAUGUAUGUAGCACUAGCAGAGUGCUGGAGCUGGCCACUCUUCAUCCACACAAACCAUUAUCAUAGAGUGACCAGCUCCAGCUCUCUCGGCCGCCCCGACAGGGGGCCUCUCUUUCCUCAUUCUGUUCUGAUGUUUAAAUUUUAUUGCUAUGAGUUGUUGAUGUCUUAGAUAUAUAUAUGAUAAUGCAGAUUGCUUUUUUCAGCCAGAUGCGAGUCUUUUCUUUUCUGUUUGUGUAUGGGCUUGUAUUGGCUGAGAUAUAUAUAUAUUAUAUAUACUUAUAUUGAAUAUAUUCUAUAUAGAAGUAACAUUGAAAAAUACAGAGAAAAAUGCCAAUUUAUUGAUUGUUUUUUUCUUAGCUUCAUUAAUGUCCCAAAGUUGAUCAUGUCAGAUUCUAUAGAACUACACCUAGUGUGGCUAUUGCCAUAUAUACAGAGGCUACAUGUUGAACUGUUCAAAAGUUGUUGGGGAAAAUUCUGCAUUAAAAAAGACUGCAUUAUAA
Molecule: messenger RNA, 9256 nt
Organism: Magallana angulata
Lineage: Eukaryota; Metazoa; Mollusca; Bivalvia; Ostreida; Ostreidae
Product: probable JmjC domain-containing histone demethylation protein 2C
Exons: 20
Coding region: 104-7837 (2577 amino acids)
Biological process (GO): regulation of transcription by RNA polymerase II
Cellular component (GO): histone deacetylase complex; chromatin
Molecular function (GO): transcription coregulator activity; chromatin DNA binding; histone H3K9 demethylase activity
Source: RefSeq, a predicted model, not a curated record